Molecule: messenger RNA, 1034 nt
Organism: Sphaeramia orbicularis (orbiculate cardinalfish)
Lineage: Eukaryota; Metazoa; Chordata; Actinopteri; Kurtiformes; Apogonidae
Product: homeobox protein EMX1-like
Exons: 3
Coding region: 204-944 (246 amino acids)
Biological process (GO): regulation of transcription by RNA polymerase II; neuron differentiation; central nervous system development
Cellular component (GO): nucleus
Molecular function (GO): RNA polymerase II cis-regulatory region sequence-specific DNA binding; DNA-binding transcription factor activity, RNA polymerase II-specific
Source: RefSeq, a predicted model, not a curated record
CCGGCCCCGCCCGGACACAGGUGAGGGUGAACUUCCCGCGGCUCCCGGUGCCGCUCACCCGGACUGAGGAAGCAGGACUUUGGAGAGUUAUGGGUCUGGGGAGGCGGCGACUCUGAGCCCCGAGCCCGGACUGGACCGAGCGGACGCCCGGUUGUCGCGCGUUCAUCACCCCGUCCCUCCUCCGCCUCAGCUCCGGUUCGAACAUGUUCCAUCACGGCAGCAGCAAGAAGUGUUUCACCAUCGAGUCCCUGGUCGGGAAGGACCCGAACAGCGGCGGCUCCGGUGGGGACGAGCCCAUCCGGCCCACGGCGCUCCGGUUCCCAGAGUCCCUGCACCCCGCCGCCGCCGCCGCGGCCGCCGCCGCCGGGGUGUUCGGCUCGUGCUUCCAGGGCGGCGGCGGGAGGACCCUGUACCCGGCGGGGGGACCGGACGUGGUGCUGCAGGAGCCCGGGACGCACGCGCAGAGCCCCGGCGGGCUGCCGCUGCACCCGCUGCAGAUCCCCCCCCAGAGCUUCUUCAGCCCGCAGCACCGGGACGCGCUCAGCUUCUACCCCUGGGUCCUCCGGAGCCGCUACCUGGGGCCCCGCUUCCAAGGUGACGACAGCAGUCCGGAGAACCUGCUUCUCCACGGUCCGUUUUCCAGAAAACCCAAACGCAUCCGGACGGCGUUCUCUCCGUCGCAGCUGCUGCGUCUGGAACGAGCCUUCGAGAAGAAUCACUACGUGGUCGGAGCCGAGAGGAAGCAGCUGGCCAGCGGACUGUGUCUGACAGAGACGCAGGUGAAGGUGUGGUUCCAGAACCGCCGGACCAAACACAAGCGUCAGAAGCUGGAGGAGGAGUCACCAGAGGCGCAGCAGAAGAGGAAGGGCAGCCAACACGUCAGCCGCUGGCGGGCGGCGACGCAGCAGAGCGCCGACGACGUGGACGUCAUCAGCGAAGACUAGAGCCGAGACCAGAGCCAAGACCAGAGCCGAGACUAGAGCCAAGACCAGAGCCAAGACUAGAGCCAAGACCAGAGCCAAGACUAGAGCCAA